Messenger RNA from Mesoplodon densirostris (Blainville's beaked whale), 2046 nucleotides. It is a transcript of the gene TTC39A, whose product is annotated as tetratricopeptide repeat domain 39A. The record is from RefSeq and is a predicted model, not a curated record. Lineage: Eukaryota; Metazoa; Chordata; Mammalia; Artiodactyla; Ziphiidae. Gene Ontology annotation, molecular function: protein binding. The transcript has 18 exons. The coding region runs from base 59 to 1831 and encodes 590 amino acids.
GGCAGCACCUGGGCCGCGGCUGGCGUCCGCGGGGGUACGCUGUCCGCCCCCCUCGGCGAUGACCACGGCCGGCUCCCCGGGCGCCGUGCCGGCAGGGACUCCUGUGAGCAGCCUCCAUGAGUCCCUGGACCAGUGCAUGACUGCCCUGGACCUCUUCCUCACCAACCAGUUCUCAGAAGCACUCAGCUACCUCCAGCCCAGAACCAAGGAGAGCAUGUACCACUCACUGACGUAUGCCACCAUCCUGGAGAUGCAGGCCAUGAUGACCUUUGACCGCCAGGACAUCCUACUUGCUGGCAACAUGUUGAAGGAGGCCCAGUCGCUCUGUCAGAGGCACCGGAGGAAGUCCACUGUAACAGAUUCCUUCAACAGCCUGUUGCACCGCCCCACUAUGGACCAGUUCACGGAAGUGGAAAUCCACGCUGAGGUCUGCUACGCAGAGUGCCUGCUGCAGAGAGCAGCCCUGACCUUCCUGCAGGACGAGAACAUGGUGAGCUUCAUCAAGGGUGGCAUCAAAGUUCGAAACAGCUACCAGACCUACAAGGAGCUAGACAGCCUCGUGCAGUCCUCACAGUACUGCAAGGGAGAGAACCACAGGCACUUUGAAGGAGGUGUGAAGCUCGGUGUGGGAGCCUUCAACCUGACGCUGUCCAUGCUUCCUACCAGGAUCCUGCGGCUGCUAGAGUUCGUGGGGUUUUCAGGAAACAAGGACUACGGGCUGCUGCAGCUGGAGGAGGGGGCAUCGGGGCACAGCUUCCGCGCCGCGCUCUGUGUCAUGCUGCUGCUGUGCUACCACACCUUCCUCACCUUUGUGCUCGGCACUGGGAACGUCAACAUCUCGGAGGCAGAGAAGCUCUUGAGACCCUACCUGAAGCGAUACCCUAAGGGUGCCAUCUUCCUGUUCUUUGCGGGGCGGAUUGAAGCCAUUAAAGGCAAUGUUGACGCGGCCAUCCGGCGGUUCGAGGAGUGCUGCGAGGCCCAGCAGCACUGGAAGCAGUUCCACCACAUGUGCUACUGGGAGCUGAUGUGGUGCUUCACCUACAAGGGCCAGUGGAAGAUGGCCUACUUCUACGCAGACCUGCUCAGCAAGGAGAACUCCUGGUCCAAGGCCACCUACAUCUACAUGAAGGCUGCCUACCUCAGCAUGUUUGGGAAGGAGGACUACAAGCCGUUCGGGGAUGACGAAGUGGAGUUGUUCAGCAUUUUCUUGCCCUCUCCCCACCCUCCUCAUCUCUUCCACAGAGCUGUGCCGGGCCUGAAACUCAAGAUUGCUGGGAAAUCUCUACCCACAGAGAAGUUUGCCAUCCGGAAGUCCAGACGCUACCUCUCCCCCAAACCUAUCUCAUUGCCCAUCCCUGCUCUGGAAAUGAUGUACAUUUGGAAUGGCUAUGCUGUGAUUGGGAAGCAGCCGGAACUCACAGACGGGAUACUUGAGAUUAUCACCAAGGCUGAAGAGUUGCUGGAAAAGGGCCCAGAGAAUGAGUACUCAGUGGAUGAUGAGUGCUUGGUGAAGCUGCUGAAAGGCCUGUGUCUGAAAUAUCUGGGCCGUGUCCAGGAGGCCGAGGAGAAUUUCAGGAGCAUCUCUGCCAAUGAAAAGAGGAUUAAAUAUGACCACUACUUGAUCCCAAAUGCCCUGCUGGAGCUGGCCCUGCUGUUUAUGGAGCAAGGCAGAAAUGAAGAGGCUGUCAAACUCCUGGAAACUGCCAAGCAAAAUUAUAAGAAUUAUUCUAUGGAAUCAAGGACACAUUUUCGAAUUCAGGCAGCCACACUCCAAGCCAAGUCUUCCCUAGAGAAUGGCAACAGAUCCAUGGUUUCAUCAAUGCCCUUGUAGUUUUGUGCAGCAUUCCCAGGCUGGAAGACAGAGUCAGCUGGACAGAGCUCCUGGAAACAUUUCAAAAAGAUCCCCUCCCCCUGCCCUGCCGUUGGGGUCCACAGGUGCUCCAGUGGGAUGACACGACAUAGGUAUCUGUGCAGAAGCGAAGCUGGCAUUUUCACCAGUGUGGCCAAGGGCCUUUGCCAAGGACAGAGUAGCUGGAGCCCUCUGCC